Suncus etruscus (white-toothed pygmy shrew) is the source of this 636-nucleotide messenger RNA. Its product is annotated as keratin-associated protein 4-6-like. The record is from RefSeq and is a predicted model, not a curated record. The transcript has a single exon. Bases 1 to 636 code for a protein of 211 amino acids. Gene Ontology annotation, cellular component: keratin filament. Lineage: Eukaryota; Metazoa; Chordata; Mammalia; Eulipotyphla; Soricidae.
AUGGUCAACUCGUGUUGUGGCUCUGUCUGCUCUGAGCAGAGCUGUGAAGAGAGCUGCUGCCGGCCCUCUUGCUGUGUGUCCAGCUGCUGCCGGCCUCAGUGUUGCCAGUCUGUGUGCUGCCAGCCCACCUGCUGCCGCCCCAGCUGUUGCCGCCCCAGCUGCUGUGUGUCCAGCUGCUGCCGCCCCAGCUGCUGUGGAUCCAGUUGCUGUGGUGGCUCCAGCUGCUGCCGCCCCUCUUGCUGCAUCUCUAGUGGUUGCCGCCCCACCUGUUGCCGCCCCUCUUGCUGUAGUUCCAGCUGCUGUCGCCCCUCCUGUUGCAUCUCCAGCUGCUGCCGCCCCAGCUGCUGCAUUUCUAGCUGUUGCCGCCCCUCUUGCUGUGGCUCCAGCGGCUGUGGCUCUCCCUGUGGAGGUUCCAGCUGCUGCAGACCCACUUGCUGCAUCUCCAGCUGCUGCCGUCCCAGCUGCUGCAUUUCCAGCUGUUGCCGCCCCUCUUGCUGUGGCUCUAGCUGUUGUGGCUCUCCCUACGGUGGCUCCAGCUGCUGUAGACCCACCUGCUGCAUCUCUAGCUGUUGUCGCCCCAUCUGCUGCCAGACCACCUGCUGCCGCCCUAUCUGCUCCAGUGCCUCUUGCUGCUGA